This is a messenger RNA of Prosopis cineraria, 1480 nucleotides long. Its product is annotated as homeobox-leucine zipper protein HAT3-like. The record is from RefSeq and is a predicted model, not a curated record. Gene Ontology annotation, molecular function: sequence-specific DNA binding; DNA-binding transcription factor activity, RNA polymerase II-specific. The transcript has 4 exons. Gene Ontology annotation, cellular component: nucleus. Gene Ontology annotation, biological process: regulation of DNA-templated transcription. The coding region runs from base 317 to 1264 and encodes 315 amino acids. Lineage: Eukaryota; Viridiplantae; Streptophyta; Magnoliopsida; Fabales; Fabaceae.
CCAAUUUCCCAAUUCUGACACAAGUCAUCAUUAUCUCUCUCUCUUUCCAUCUCUCAUUCUCAUUCUCUCUCUGUCUCUGUAUCCGUUUGUGUGUGUAUAUAUACACACACACAUUGUUGUGCCUGUCCUCCAUCCUUUUACUGUGCUGCAAAAAGCAAAAGAAAGGCUGUGACACCUCUCCACUGCCCCUCUUUCUUAUCUUCUCUUCCGUUUUCUCUGUUUUGCUUUCGCCCCAGAAAUUUUUUUCAGGAUUCUUGGCACUCUGGUUGGUUUCCUGGAAAGUGACUCUUUUUUUUCUCUCGCUCUUUCUCAGAAAAUGGGGGAGAAAGAUGAUGGGUCGGGUUUGGGUUUGAGUCUGAGCUUGGGACUUGGAAUGAAUCAGUCUCCUUCUUUGAAGGAAUCUCUUAUGCAGAAACCUUCUCGGAAUCUUCCGAAUCAAAGAACUUCCUGGAAUGAUAUUUUCUUCCAGCUUCCUGAUCGGAGCUGCGAGGCGAGAACGUUGCCCCGGGGUGUGGAUAUAAAUUUGGCGCCGCCAUCAACAGUGGUGGUGGACUGCGACGACGAGAAUGGCGUCUCCUCGCCGAACAGUACUGUGUCGAGCAUCAGCGGAAAACGGAGCGAGAGAGAGUCGAUUGGCGGUGAGCACGAAGCCGAGCGUGCUUCAUGUUCUCGUGGGAGCGACGAUGAUGACGGCGGCGCCGGCGGCAGGGACGUAGACGGCGACGGCGACGGAGACACAUCGAGGAAGAAGCUCCGGCUGUCGAAGGAACAAUCGAUUGUGCUGGAAGAAACGUUCAAGGAGCACAAUACCCUCAAUCCAAAGCAAAAACAGGAAUUGGCAAAACAGCUGAAUCUGAGGCCGAGGCAAGUGGAAGUGUGGUUUCAGAACAGGAGGGCAAGGACCAAGUUGAAGCAAACUGAAGUGGACUGUGAGUACUUGAGGAGAUGUUGUGAGACUCUAACUGAAGAGAAUAGGAGGCUGCAAAAGGAAGUGCAAGAGCUUAGGGCUCUAAAACUAUCCCCACAAUUCUACAUGCACAUGAACCCUCCCACUACUCUCACAAUGUGCCCUUCGUGCGAGCGUGUCGCGGUCUCAUCAACAUCCUCGGCCUCAUCAGUGGCGGCCGCCGGAACUCCUCCGGCAAUAGCUCCGUCUAACUCCGCCCCAUCGAGCUCUAGCAUUCAAAGGCCGGUUCCUCUCCUCCCCUGGGUGGCUAACUCAAAUCGAAACCGGCCAGUCGACAGCCUGAAUCCCCGGCCAUAGACUCUUUACUAAUUUUCAAGGUUUUGGUAACUCCCUAAUGAAGAAGACAAGGUCAUUUUGGUUUGAAAGAAAAGGUAGGAAAAAAAGUUGUUAAUGCAAUUAGAAUGAUUUUUAGUCCUAAUUUCAAGUAAUGUUGCAGUUGAGUAUGAGAGAGACAUGGGGAAAUAUGUAUGGAGUUUUAUUGUAUCUUUUUAUAUAUAUUUUUUUCCUUUUUUC